AUGACAAGGAGCCUCGGAAACGCAGGCCGUCCUCCCAAAAAGAAAUUUCAGCCCCCCAGUAUGACCCAGGUGGAAGUUCAAGUUCCUCCAACUCCAGAAGUCGUCUCGAAGCCUAAACCACGGCCACGGCCCAUUCCACAAAAAAAGCUCGGCACUCCGGAGUCGUCAGCGGCCACAGUGCCAGGUGGAUCCAGCUCCACACCAGAUGUUGGAGCAACUGUAGUGGCAUCAAAGUCCACUGACUUUGAUGAGAACACAGCCGCCGCUGCAUUGUUACUUGGCUUAGCUCGGCCAGUUGGAGACUCGGAGGUCCCAGAUCCGGCUGGGGAAUACAAUAUCGAGGAAGAAGACUUCUUCCAGAACCUCAAAGAAUCCGAGACCGGUGGCCUGGAUGACGAGCAUAGCCAGUUGGAAGAUGAGGAUGAAUCUGAAUCGGACGAUGGCAUCGAAGAUAAUGAAGAACCUGAGACUGACGAAGAUGUUGUUGACAUACCUCUCCAUGUGCCAGUCAAUGGCGUCCUUGACACUUUGACUGUGAGGUCCGAUAUAUCCUGGGAGAUUUUCUGUCGCAAGAUUGCAAAGGCUAUGGAGAUCUCCCUAGAGGAUCUCAGUAUUGCCUACAAGUUUUCAACCAAUGCGAAGAUGGAUCCCCCACGUAAACUCGACUCAGCUCGCAACCUGCUCCAGUUGCUUGAGGAUGCAAGUGAAGAACUCAGCAGUGCAACCAGAAGGUCACGGAAGAAGAAGUUUUCAGUAGUUGUUGUUGAUCUACGGUUGCCAGAAGUAAGCAAAGGUGAAUUGAAGAAGGGGGCAUUGACUGGCAGUAAGACAAAGGCUCGAUCAAGCAAGAAGGGAAAGGCAGACAACGAGGACAGUGAUGAUGAUGGAAAACCUACUGAUUCUGUCAACUGGAAUAAUGACACUGAUGUUGCGAAACUCCCCCCUCCGAAGAUUGUUGUUGGAUUGCAACUGAAAUAUGCCUGUGCGCAACACCAAGGGUGUUGUUUUGUCAUGAAAAAUGGUGACCAUCAUAAAAUUCCAUUGUCCGACAUAAGCCACUGGGCGUUCAUGAUUAACAAGUUUCCUGAUGAAUACAACUUGGGAAAACCUCCCCCUCAGCUCAAGAUCGAGGAUCAUGAUGCACAGAGAAGACAGGCAGACCCUGUUUCCAUAGUUAAACAACUUGAAACUGCUUCGUCAAGUCCUGCAGCCAGCAGAAUUCAACAGGUACCAGAGCAUGUAUAUCAGGGACCGGCAAACAUACUUAGCAUGCAGCCGCCUGCUUACCAUCAUGUGGCACCUCACCCAUUCAAUGUUCCUCAGCCGAUUGUGCCCCCUCCUUUCUACAAUUAUCUGCCGCCUGUUCCCAGUCAGCUCUACUAUCCACCACAAUCAUAUCAGUAUCCAAACCAGAACCACGAUCAUUACUCAUUCGCAUACCAACACCAUUUCCCAGGUCCGAAUUAUCAUACUCACGAUCGAGAUCAUCAUUUCCGUCGACGUCCUUCACCCGAUUUCGAGUCGGACAUUGAUCAAGCUGUUGAUGCCAGCAAUCCUGCACUCUAUCCACUCAUAUCUGACUGGCUCCAGGAACUGGAUCAAGGGCCACGGGGUGAUAACCGCGUGUUUGCAAGAGAUAGCAUUAUUGACUAUUUUCAUAUCUUUGGGUAUAAGCGCCUGUUCGAGAUCAUUGACCCGGCACUCACCAUUGCAGAGAAGAUUUUGGGAUGGUGUCCUGACGUCUCUGUUGGGACUGCAAGGCUUAUUGAGACAUAUGCGAGAAAGGACUGUGAGGUGAUAAAGGCGGAACAGAUGCAGCAUCUUAGGCACAAGCGCAGACGGUCAUAUUACUAG
This is a messenger RNA of Suillus subalutaceus, 1854 nucleotides long. RefSeq lists its product as uncharacterized. The record is from RefSeq and is a predicted model, not a curated record. NCBI's taxonomy places the organism in Eukaryota, Fungi, Basidiomycota, Agaricomycetes, Boletales, Suillaceae. The coding region runs from base 1 to 1854 and encodes 617 amino acids. The transcript has 4 exons.